AUGGGUGUGAAGAAAACAGCAGCAGCAGAUGUUGUAAAACACAGAAUAAUUAGGGUGGUCUCAGUGGCCUCUGGUGCCACGAGGUCGUGUUCCCGAACAGCGUAUUCCAUGGGAACCGGUACCAGCAGACUCUAUAGUGCUCUCGCCAAGACACUGAACAGCAGUGCUGCCUCCCAGCACCCAGAGUAUUUGGUGUCACCUGACCCAGAACAUCUGGAGCCCACUGAUCCUAAAGAGCUUCUUGAAGAAUGCAAGUCCAUCCUGCACACCGGACCUCCCCGGUUCCAGAGGGAUUUUGUGGAUCUGAGGACAGAUUGCCCUAGUACCCACCCACCACCUAUCAGGUUUAUGCAGUGGAACAUCCUCGCCCAAGCUCUUGGAGAAGGCAAAGACAACUUUGUACAAUGCCCUGUUGAAGCACUCAAAUGGGAAGAAAGGAAAUGUCUCAUCCUAGAAGAAAUCCUGGCCUACCAGCCUGAUAUAUUGUGCCUCCAAGAGGUGAACCAUUAUUUUGACACCUUCCAACCACUCCUCAGUAGACUAGGCUAUCGAGGCACGUUUUUCCCGAAACCCUGGUCACCUUGUCUAGAUGUAGAACACAACAAUGGACCAGAUGGCUGUGCCUUAUUUUUUCUUCAAAACCAAUUCAAGCUAGUCAACGGCGCCAAUAUUAGGCUGACAGCCAUGACACUGAAAACCAACCAGGUGGCCAUUGCACAGACCCUGGAGUGCAAGGAGUCAGGCCGACAGUUCUGCAUUGCUGUUACCCAUCUAAAAGCACGCAUUGGCUGGGAGCGGUUUCGAUCAGCUCAAGGCUGUGACCUCCUUCAGAACCUGUAAAACAUCACCCAAGGAGCCAAGAUUCCCCAUAUUGUGUGUGGGGACUUCAACACAGAGCCAACAGAAGAGGUCUACAAACACUUUGCUUCCUCCAGCCUCAACCUGAACAGCGCCUACAAGCUGCUGAGUGCUGAUGGGCAGUCAGAACCCCCAUACACUAGCUGGAAGAUCCGGACCUCAGGGGAGUGCAGGCACACCCUGGAUUACAUCUGGUAUUCUAAACAUGCUCUAAAUGUAAGGUCAGCUCUCAAUCUGCUCACUGAAGAACAGAUUGGACCCAACAGGCUACCUUCCUUCAAUUAUCCUUCAGACCACCUGUCUCUAGUGUGUGACUUCAGCUUUACUGAGGAACCUGAUGGACUUUUAUAA
Molecule: messenger RNA, 1209 nt
Organism: Chlorocebus sabaeus (green monkey)
Lineage: Eukaryota; Metazoa; Chordata; Mammalia; Primates; Cercopithecidae
Source: RefSeq, a predicted model, not a curated record